UGGCAGGAGCGGCUCACAUGCAGACGUUGUUCAGAGCAGCUGGUGGAGAGACGCUGUUGUGUAUCCACUGCUCAAAUUUGUCCACUUAAAUAGGAUUUUUGACACGCUUGAACGGAGGUCAGUUUAUUUAUUUUUACAGAGCUACAGAGCAGAAGAUUCCUCAAAAACCUUGGAGAAGAUAUGUCCCCGUUUCCACAGAAGAGUCAGUCUGUUCAGACUGACACUGGACACCAGUGACACUGGAGUGCUACAAUACAAAGCUGUUCUGUUUCUUACUCAAAUUGCUAGAUCAAGUAAAUCUACAAUUUUAAGCAGCUCAAAACAAGAACAUGGGGGAUCCAAACACCAGUCAUAUUGUAGCCGCCUCUGCUGAGAUGCAGGGCAGUCAGUUAGAUGACAAGUUGGAUCAGUAUAUGGACAGCUAUGACAUGGACUAUGGCAUCCCUCCUGAUGAGAUCCCAGACACAACGCAGGGCCAGGCCUUCUUUGUGGCCACCAUUGUCAUCGGUAUUGUCCUCGUGUGCAUCAUGCUUGUUUGUGGGCUGGGAAACUUCAUAUUUAUUGCCACACUGACGCGCUAUAAAAAGCUACGCAACCUCACCAACCUGCUGAUCGCAAACCUGGCCAUCUCUGACUUUAUUGUGGCGGUGGUGUGCUGCCCAUUUCUGGUGGACUACUACGUAGUAAAACAGCUUUCCUGGGAUCAUGGAUUGAUGUUGUGUGCCUCGGUAAACUACCUCCGCACCGUGUCACUUUAUGUGUCCACGAACGCACUGCUGGCAAUUGCAGUUGACAGGUACAUGGCCAUUGUCCAUCCUCUACAACCUCGCAUGAAGUAUCAAACUGCCUACUUCCUAAUAACAGGAGUCUGGAUUGUCCCCAUUUUGAUUUCAAUCCCAUCUGCCUACUUCGCAUCCGAGACCACAUACCCUCAUGGCGGCACCACCCCGAGCACUCACAAAGUUUUUUGUGCCCAGAUAUGGCCCGUGGACCAGCAGGCCUUCUAUCGGUCCUACUUCCUGUUUGUGUUUGCCGUGGAGUUUGUUGGGCCCGUAAUUGUCAUGGCAAUGUGCUACGCCCGCAUCUCCCGUGAGUUGUGGUUCAAGAGCGUCCCGGGUUUUCAGACAGAGCAGAUACGGAAAAGGCUGCGUUGUCGCCGCAAGACGGUUUUGGUCCUUAUUGCCAUUUUGACGGCGUACAUCCUGUGCUGGGCACCGUACUAUGGCUUCACCAUUCUGCGAGACUUUCAUCCAACAAUCAUCUCCCGCCAGAAAAACUCAUUGGUGGCUUUUUACAUCAUUGAGUGCAUUGCCAUGAGCAACAGCAUGAUUAAUACCUUGUGUUUUGUCAGUGUCAAGAAUAACACGGUUAAGUACCUGAAGAAGAUUGUUCUGCUGCGCUGGAGGUCAUCAUAUGUCCCGAGUAAAAAUGUGGAYGACAUUGAUUUAAGGACCUCCUCCAUGCCCAUAACAGAGGAAAUUGAAUGCAUUCACCUGAGGUGAGGACAAGAAGCUGUGGUAACAUAAUUGGUUAGGUUUUGACUGUUGAUACAGUACAGUUUGUCCAGUUGAUGACGAUUUGUACCUGGAGUUUUUCCUCACAUUCCAGAAAAAGCUCAGUUCUCAUAAUAUAUAAGGAAACCAAGGGAUAGCUUUGGCUCAAGGAAAAAAAAAAUAGAUAAUGUACGAUCAGACAUCCGUUUGUUAGAGAGUUUCAGUUCAUCUUUGCUGUUCAGUUUUUGAAAUGCAGAAUCAACUCCACAUUCCUCCCAGUUUGUUGAUCAGUUUGUAUAUACUAAAAACAUAAGUACUGUUUGUAUAAAGGUUUGCACAAACAAGCACGUACUCUAUGAGCAUGCAAAUUUUGUUUGCAGUACAAAACAUGUUUAAGGGAUCAAAACAAAAAUAGACUGUGUUGUUGAAUUUCAGUACUUGUGACAACUUAGUUGAACAGCCCUGACAUAAUGGCACGUCAUCAACAUUUUGACAUUUGACACAACAGGAUUUUGAUCAGCCAGCACUGCAAACAAAAAAAAGUUUCUCAUGGAUAUGUAAUUGUUGUAACAUUCACUCUGUGCUUAAUAUUGUAAAAAAAAAAAAGAGCAUUGCAAAGUUUUGGUGUACCUUUUUAAACCAAUUUGUGAUUUCCUGUAUGAACCCUGCAUAUUGCUCAUGUCAGCUUUGUUAAAAGCUGCUUUAAACAUGCUCCAAUAGAGGGCAAACUUGUUUUCUUUGAUUCCUCUGUGAAUAUCAAACAACUGAAAAUAACUGGUUAUUCGACAAAAAUGCUUUCUGUACUUUUUGUGAUUGUUUGUCCUUUGACAAAAAGAGUAAAAAACAUGUUUUCUUUGUAGAUCAGCAUAUGAUUUGUGCUUCUGUGGUAAUAAA
Molecule: messenger RNA, 2387 nt
Organism: Austrofundulus limnaeus
Lineage: Eukaryota; Metazoa; Chordata; Actinopteri; Cyprinodontiformes; Rivulidae
Gene: prokr1b
Product: prokineticin receptor 1b
Exons: 3
Coding region: 330-1502 (390 amino acids)
Biological process (GO): neuropeptide signaling pathway
Cellular component (GO): plasma membrane
Molecular function (GO): neuropeptide receptor activity
Source: RefSeq, a predicted model, not a curated record